This is a messenger RNA of Eutrema salsugineum, 381 nucleotides long. RefSeq lists its product as uncharacterized. Bases 29 to 250 code for a protein of 73 amino acids. The record is from RefSeq and is a predicted model, not a curated record. The transcript has 2 exons. Lineage: Eukaryota; Viridiplantae; Streptophyta; Magnoliopsida; Brassicales; Brassicaceae.
AAAGAAUCUACGUUUUCAAUCGGACCGGAUGGAGAAGAAGGUGGCUUUGGUGUUGUCGAUGAUGCUGCUUGUGUCGGUGUUGUCUUCCGCUGAGGAAACACCAACGAUCGGACAAAGGCUAGACACAGCCACCAACGACGUUACCAACUUCUUCAAUAAACAUGCUGGUCCUGCCGUCGAUUCCGUCUCCUCCACCGCCAAAUCCGUCUACAACUGGUUCGGUGGUAAAGCCAAGGAAUGGGGCCUCUAAAAUAUCUGUUUAUGAGCGAAGGAGUUGGGGACUUGGGAUUGGAAACAUUUUUCUUAAUUGAAUAAGAAUUUGAUCUCUAUAUAUUACUUUAUUUUAAAUUAAAAUUAUAAGAAAGAGAGUCAAAAUUCUAU